CUGGGAAUGCCUGGAAGCGGCGGCGCGCGGAGCCAGGAAGAAGAAAUUGUCUAGACGAAUAACAUGAGGUCAUAUAGAAUCCCACUUCUGGUGAUUUCAAGUCAAGAAAGUAAAAGUAAACCAUUGCUAUCUUUCACCUUAAAUAUCCUGUGUUUUAUUGCUCAGAACAUCCAGUUUUUCUAAUACUCAUGAUGUCGGAAGGGAAACCUCCUGACAAAAAAAGGCCUCGUAGAAGCUUAUCAAUCAGCAAGAAUAAGAAAAAAGCAUCUAAUUCUAUUAUUUCGUGUUUUAACAAUGCACCACCUGCUAAACUUGCCUGCCCCGUUUGCAGUAAAAUGGUGCCUAGAUAUGACUUAAACCGGCACCUUGAUGAAAUGUGUGCUAACAAUGACUUCGUUCAAGUGGAUCCAGGGCAGGUUGGCUUAAUAAAUUCAAAUGUGUCUACGGUAGAUUUAACCAGUGUUACCUUAGAAGAUGUAACAUCAAAGAAGUCACCACCACCAAAGACAAAUUUAACCCCUGGCCAAAGUGAUUCAGCAAAAAGGGACAUAAAGCAGAAGACCAGUCCCUACUUUAAAAGUAAUGAUGAUGUGGGGUGCAAAAAUCAAGAUGAGCUGAGAAAUCGUAGUGUGAAAGUCAUUUGUUUGGGAAGCCUAGCAUCUAAAUUGUCCAGAAAAUACGUAAAGGCUAAAAAAUCAAUAGAUAAGGAUGAAGAAUUUGCCAGUCCUAGUCCACAGAGUUCCAAAGCCACAGUUGAUAAGAGUCUGGUUGAUAACUCUUCAGAAAUUGAGGACGAGGAUCAAAUUUUGGAGAACAGUUCUCAAAAAGAAAACGUGUUUAAAUGUGAUUCUCUAGAGUGUAUUCCUGAACAUAUGGUAAGAGGAAGUAAAAUAAUGGAAGCCGAAAGCCAAAAGGCUACCCGGGAAUGUGAGAAAUCAGCCCUCACCCCUGGCUUCUCAGAUAAUGCGAUCGUGUUAUUCUCACCAGAUUUCACUCUUAGGAAUACAUUAAAGUCUACUUCGGAAGACAGUGUUGUAAAGCAAGAGUGUAUCAAAGAAGUGGUUGAAAAACGUGAGGCAUGUCAUUGUGAAGAAGUAAAAAUGACUGUUGCUUCAGAAGCUAAAAUACAGCUGUCAGAUUCAGAGGCAAAAUCUCAUAGUUCUGCAAAUGAUGCUUCUGCAUGGAGUAACAUCCAAGAGGCUCCUCUGCAGGAUGACAGUUGCUUAAACAAUGAUAUCCCUCGCAGCAUUCCUUUGGAGCAGGGGUCAAGCUCUAAUGGUCCUGGUCAAACAACCGGUCAUCCUUACUACCUUCGGAGUUUCCUUGUGGUGCUAAAAGCUGUACUUGAGAAUGAAGAUGAUAUGAUGCUCUUUGAUGAGCAGGAGAAGGGAAUUGUAACUAAAUUUUAUCAGUUAUCAGCUACUGGUCAGAAGUUAUAUGUAAGGCUCUUUCAACGUAAAUUAAGCUGGAUUAAGAUGACUAAAUUAGAAUAUGAAGAGAUUGCCUCAGACUUAACACCUGUGAUUGAAGAAUUGAAGAAUGCAGGCUUUCUGCAGACAGAAUCUGAGUUGCAAGAACUCUCUGAAGUGCUUGAACUCCUUUCUGCUCCUGAACUAAAAUCCCUGGCCAAGACCUUCCACUUGGUGAAUCCCAAUGGACAGAAACAGCAGCUGGUGGACGCCUUUCUCAAAUUGGCCAAACAGCGUUCAGUCUGCACUUGGGGCAAGAAUAAGCCUGGAAUUGGUGCAGUGAUUUUAAAAAGGUUUUGUUGGCUAUUGUUACAGUAAAAACAUUUAAAAUGUUGAUAGUGCAUAUUAACUUAUAGUAGAUUUUAUACUUGAUUGAACUGUAAUUGUUUAUUUCAGUUGUGAUUAGAUUGAGAAGGCUGGAAAAGCCUUAAUUGCAAUAGCCUGGAUUCUUUCUUGGGUUAUUAUUCAAAAUUUUUGUCAUAACACCAUACUGAUUUCCAGGACCAAGAAAAAUCGGAAGGCCUUUGGUAAAUUAUGGUAUUUUAUUUUCCGAGAAAAAUACAGUUUUAAGUGAUUCUUAUGGGAUUUUAGGGUAAACUAUUCAGUCAAAUUUUUAUUUUAGUAAAGUUUUUGUUUACUAAACAAAGUAUAAUCAGGCAGUCUUAAUGUGCAAGAUUUCCUGAGUUUAAACGUAACAGUUUACCAAAAACUGUGAGUGGCUUCUUUUGUCUUUGAGAAGCCCUUUACCUGUUUCUGUUGAAAAUUACAAAAACUUUUAGAAUUGAUUUCUUUUGCCCACGUUAUUUAUAUAAUCAAACUAUAUCAACUUUAGUCUGGGAAUUCACUACUGUGGAGUCGAGGAUGAAAUGAGAGGAUGUUUUUGAAAACACUUUAAAAUGAUGUUGUUAUUUAUUUUAUAUAUUUAUUUUGUAUAUUUCAGUUGUUGUGAGCCCAUCCUUGUUGGAGAGGUGCUAUAAAUACUAAUCUUUAAUGAAACAUAGGUAUAAUAAGGCAGACAUUAAGUAAAAUAUCAAUACCAACGCUUGAAAAAAGCUUGUAUUAUAGAUUUUUAAAAAGUACUUUAAUAAAUUACAUAUUUGUAAUUAAUUGACUUGA
This is a messenger RNA of Nomascus leucogenys (northern white-cheeked gibbon), 2585 nucleotides long. Its product is annotated as fanconi-associated nuclease 1-like. The record is from RefSeq and is a predicted model, not a curated record. NCBI's taxonomy places the organism in Eukaryota, Metazoa, Chordata, Mammalia, Primates, Hylobatidae. Gene Ontology annotation, cellular component: nucleus. The coding region runs from base 189 to 1787 and encodes 532 amino acids. Gene Ontology annotation, biological process: interstrand cross-link repair. Gene Ontology annotation, molecular function: flap-structured DNA binding; 5'-flap endonuclease activity; 5'-3' exonuclease activity. The transcript has 4 exons.